AUGACCACUACAAUGUCAUCAAAGAGGUCGGAUCAUCAACAUCUUGUACAUUUACAACCGCCACCCCUACAAACCUUUAAGGGAAUGAACAGCAUGGAUAAACAACAAGCACAACAACAACAACUCACCUACCAACAAAAGAAGAGACUAAAACUAGCUAAAUUUAGGAGUAAAUUUGAUAAUCCCAUCGGGUAUGAAUCUAAUAGUAUGAAUAAGACUCAAUCCCGAUCCAACCCAAGUACCACUAGGACUAUGUAUUCUACCUCUCCAUCGACGAGAUCCUACUCCUCUCAAAGAUCUAAAUCUUCAGUACCUUCUUCAUCAACAAUGACGAUGAAUUCGUCGUUACUUUCGAGGUGGGCUUGUGAACCUAUUGAGAGAUCGAAUAGUGUCAGAUCUGUAAAGAAGGAAUGGGAUAAUAGAUUUCCAUUUAGUAAUCCAAAUGAAUAUGUUCGAUCACCUUGUAAUGAUAAGAAGAGCCCUCUAGGAUUUUCAUCUAAUUUCUUUGAAAAGGAAGAAGAGUAUUGGAAAAGUGCAGACAUGUUAGAUGAAUUGGAUUUGGGAGAUUUUCCAGUUUUUAAUUUCAAACCAUUGUCUUCUUCAAUGAGAAGUAGACAACAAGUAGAAAUGCCAAUCGAUUGGUUUUCUUUUGAUAUUGAUUCACUCACAGAUGAAUAUGGAGAAUUGAAUGAUUACAAAUCAGCUAGGAAUUACCUGUAUCAUUUGUGGGCUAAAAUGUCGAUACCCAAGAUUUAUCAACAAGAGUUUGAAAAGGAACAUUGCCAGAAGGAUACAGUUACAAACAGGACGUUUAUCUUUUCAGAGAUUGCCACAAUGGAAUCAUUAAGAGACAAGAUUCGAAUUGCACUGAUAUGGUUGGAUGGAAAAACUGAACUUGAUAUUGAGGAAAAUGCCUCAUUGUGGUGUCAGAUUGCAGAUUCAUUUAGGAAUGAAUAUGAAUACAUGUACAAGAGUAAGAAAUUUAUUUAUAAUGGUAAAGAUAUGUUUUCAAUUGAGGCUCCAAACGAACAGAUAACAUAUCCAUCUGAAUCUCCAAUUCCAAACAAGGAGGCAUAA
Naegleria gruberi is the source of this 1077-nucleotide messenger RNA. RefSeq lists its product as uncharacterized. Lineage: Eukaryota; Heterolobosea; Eutetramitea; Acrasida; Naegleriidae. The record is from RefSeq and is a predicted model, not a curated record. The transcript has a single exon. The coding region runs from base 1 to 1077 and encodes 358 amino acids.